AUGAGCAGCCCUCGUCGCCGGAUCGAGACUGAUGUUAUGAAGCUGAUGAGCGACUAUGAGGUCACUCUGGUGAACGACAACAGGCAGGAAUUCUACGUCCGGUUCAAGGGACCGGCAGAGACCCCGUUCGAGGGCGGCACCUGGAAGGUCCACGUCGAGCUUCCCGACCAGUAUCCCUACAAGUCGCCCAGCAUCGGCUUCAUCAACCGCAUCUUCCACCCCAACAUUGACGAGCUGUCAGGCUCUGUCUGUCUCGACGUCAUCAACCAGACCUGGUCACCCAUGUACGAUAUGAUCAACAUCUUUGAGGUCUUCUUGCCACAGCUGCUGCGCUACCCGAACCCCACCGACCCGCUUAACGGCGAGGCUGCCGCCCUGCUGAUGCGCGAGCCCCGGAGCUACGAUGCCAAGGUCAAGGAGUACGUCCAAAAAUACGCCAGUAAGGAGGCGGCCGACGAUGCCGGCGCCGAGUCCGAGGACGAUGAUGACAUGUCGUCGGUGGGAAGCUUCGGAGACGACGACGAUGACGAGCCGGCCGGCCAGAUGGACGACGUAUAA
Messenger RNA from Grosmannia clavigera kw1407, 558 nucleotides. RefSeq names its product ubiquitin-conjugating enzyme h. The coding region runs from base 1 to 558 and encodes 185 amino acids. Gene Ontology annotation, biological process: ubiquitin-dependent protein catabolic process; protein polyubiquitination. Gene Ontology annotation, cellular component: nucleus. Gene Ontology annotation, molecular function: ubiquitin conjugating enzyme activity. The transcript is spliced from 6 exons. The record is from RefSeq and is a predicted model, not a curated record. Lineage: Eukaryota; Fungi; Ascomycota; Sordariomycetes; Ophiostomatales; Ophiostomataceae.